Messenger RNA from Anopheles aquasalis, 721 nucleotides. Its product is annotated as thioredoxin, mitochondrial. Gene Ontology annotation, molecular function: protein-disulfide reductase activity. Gene Ontology annotation, cellular component: mitochondrion. The record is from RefSeq and is a predicted model, not a curated record. NCBI's taxonomy places the organism in Eukaryota, Metazoa, Arthropoda, Insecta, Diptera, Culicidae. Gene Ontology annotation, biological process: cell redox homeostasis.
GGGGGGAGGGGGGUCUUGGCCUGCUUCCAUUUCAUAACACGCUCGCUGAUUUUGUGAAUCCAAAGCGCCGUGCGUGUUUGGUGUGUCCUUUUAAUCCUUUUGAUCCUCGACGAACGCGCCGCGGCCACAAAAUGAUGGCUUCACUGCAGAAAAUGCUGAGCUUCCGGGCACCGAUCGCCACCUGCGUCCGCUCCAUCAGUACCGGUGGAGCGCGAUACGAGAUCUUCAAAGUGCAGACACCCCAGGAGUUUGACGAGAAAGUUCGCAACAGCAAAGAGCCCGUGAUCGUGGAUUUCUUCGCUACCUGGUGCGCCCCUUGUCGGAUGCUUACUCCUAGAAUAGAGACCGUGAUCGGUGAAACGGCGGGGAAGGUGAAGUUGGCCAAGGUUGACAUUGACGAGCACACUGAUCUCGCGCUGGACUACGAGGUCGCUUCCGUUCCCGUGCUGCUGGCGAUACGCAAUGGGCAGGUGGAACAGCGGCUGGUCGGAUUACAGGACACGGACAAGCUGAGGACGUGGGUCCAAAAUGUGGUGGAUAAAAAGAAAUGAGCUCGCAAUCUGGCAGCAGAGCUUCUUACCCAGUUUUCAUCGUCCAUCAGAUGGAUUUCGCAACCGGCGAAGUGUCCACGAAGCGGAAGGGCCCGUGGCCUCUCUUCGCCAAAGUGUGUUAGUGAACAAUUCCAUGCAAUGGAAUAAAACCUGUUUCGUAAUGCAAGUGA